CGGGUACGGCCUGUCCGUCUCAAUGAAUGUUGCAAUCGCCCCGAGAGUGAGGAGCCUCUCGGUACCGUAAUGGGCCUUUUUGGAGUAGGUAUCCACAGACAUGGUGGCGAUCCGAUGCUUUGACUGUGCAAAGGUCGAACUGCUACUGAAUGUUAUAAUACACGGUUUUAAUGGAUCACGUCACUACUUGGGUUUCGGCAUGUGGUGGUGAGGUAGGUAGGAUAGAGUACCUUAGUUAUCUAAGUGGAUACGGG
This is a messenger RNA of Pyricularia grisea, 254 nucleotides long. RefSeq lists its product as uncharacterized. The record is from RefSeq and is a predicted model, not a curated record. NCBI's taxonomy places the organism in Eukaryota, Fungi, Ascomycota, Sordariomycetes, Magnaporthales, Pyriculariaceae. The transcript has 2 exons. The annotation marks the transcript as partial.